Coffea arabica (coffee) is the source of this 3488-nucleotide messenger RNA. RefSeq lists its product as uncharacterized. Lineage: Eukaryota; Viridiplantae; Streptophyta; Magnoliopsida; Gentianales; Rubiaceae. The record is from RefSeq and is a predicted model, not a curated record.
AAACCAAGUGGGUCCUCCUUCCAUCUUCCCCAAAAAUACGAAAAAUGGAAAAAGGCCCCGUCUGAAAAUUGACUUCGAAAAUCCUUCCCAGUUCCAUAACCAGCCAUGAUUUCACAAGCCCUCUCAUCAUCCUUCCUUCCCUCAUCCAUUACCCGCCCCACGUCCCCUUUUCUCCCCACCCACUGGAUUUUGUCCUCCCUGAGCCUCCACCACUACUACCCAGCUGCCGUCUCUUGGGCCUCUCCCGCCACCACUACUCGUUUUUUCAUGGCUUCUGCGUUAGGUGGUGGUGGUGGCGGCGGCUCCACCAGCCGAGGGUUCUGGGAGUGGAUUAGACCAUCACCGGGGUUUUACGUUUCGCCAUUUGCUGUGGUUUGCGUAUUAUUGGGCAUUUGCGUUGUGAACAAGAAGAUCUUCUUGUGGCUGGUUUGGAAUUGGUUUCGAGCUGUUGUUUUGGGCAUAUUGGCAAUUGCUCUUCUAGACAACCCAAUGACGGCUUUAAUCUCCGCUUUAGCUGCUAUUGUAGCUGCUAUUCAGCUUUUGCUUGCUCGGAGUCAGAGAGCUUGAUGACGUAGGAUGAAGAUCAAGAAUUUUUUCUUGUAUGCUUGUACAUAUUGCUUCUAGACUAGUGAUGACAAGAGCUGUAGGUUUAGGUAUUGCCUUCUUGAUGGAUGAGGUAUACUCUUUUAGAAAAUUACCAAAUUGGAAUUAGGGAUCGGCUGAAAAUGACAUAUGUUGUUCUUAAAAUGUUAUUAUCACCUUGAUUUUUGGCACAGUUGUCUGACAGACUUUCACAGGUUUGUUGAAUGCAUAUUCUGCAUGUGUGCUUACGAGUUGUGAUAGGAUGAGAAUAGUUGAAAUCCUAUAUCUCUUUCUGUCCAUAUUUUUUUCCAUAUUACAGUGAUUUUAUGUUCACAAGAUGAGGUGGCAAUAUGUGAUCUUUGAAUAUGUUGAAUUGACUGGAAUUGGGAGAUGUCUUAUAUAAAGGAAUUAAAGAUUACUGAUGCUUUCUUUGACAAGUUUGAAUCUAGGACUGUGAUUUGGAAGAGAGAUGCGAGAGAAGAAGGUAGUCCCAGUGUCUCAUUGUCUAAGGUAGCAGACACACAGGAGGUAUGGGGGUGGGACUUGGGAAUGCCUUUUUUUUUUUUAAAUUCUUUUUGUGGGGAGUGGGUAGUCAUAUUUGCACUUGCUGUCCAAGAUUUUCCCUGGUUUGUAUUGCACAAGGUAAUGGAGUUUUAUUUUAGGCGUUUAGUCUGUGUAUUAUGUCAUCAUUAUGUUUCAGGUGUCAUUUCCAAGUUCUAGCUGUUUUAAACCCGCUUCAUAAUUAGAUUCACAAGCCCUGAAUCUUCUUGUAAGUUGAUUUCCAAAAUAUUUAGUCAUACCAUCACUUUGUAUCUCUAAGAUUUUUACUGUUUUCUUUGCUUUAAUUUCCUUUUAUCUUUUUUUUUGGCAGCUAUUUCUUGCAGUAUUAUCCCUCAAGUUAUUGCUAAUCCUAAGAUGUAUAUGCUAUUUUUCCUAAAGAAGCGCAUUUGUAGUUGUUAAGUGAUACAUUACUGCAUUAGGUGUGUUCCCUUCGCAUCCUUCAUACAUUUCUUAAGGUCCGUUGCCAGUUAGUAGAUAAGGUUGGACUACUUUCAUAACCUAUAGGUGUCCCAUUUCACAAGAUAUAUGUUCAAUGUAGCGUACAGUUGUAUCAACAUACACGUAAACUAUUUGCUACUACUCAGGCAUCUCAAUGUAGUGGUUACAGCAACUUAUAAAAGAAUGUUGCCUUAUGAUGCAAAAUAAGUAGGAUUGUGCCCCUGCAACCACGUAAACAUUUCAAAGUUUAUAGCACAAGUACCUCUGCUGAAUUUGUAUAUACUGCUUAAUGUCAUUUGCUCUCUGUCUAUUCCCAUGGAGAGAUAUGAACAGUUGGCUCUCUGCCUAGCACAGAGAUUUGAUGGAUUAUGUUGUGGACCAGUAUGUUUGACAUCUUUCUACAUGGUGCUAAAGAUAAUAGUAUCAGCUGUUAAGACAAACUGCAGCACAGCACUAGGAGCUAAUAAGAUUCAGCUAUAUCAAGGCAUCAAACACUGCUAUUUCUGUAGUUUUUGCUGUGCCUUAUCUUCAUGUUUUUCUUUUAGUUUUGUAAAAUAUGAGCUUAUAUAAGCAUGGAUUGCACUUGUGCAUAGUGUGCCAGUGCAUUUUCUUGUGGAGAACAAGGUUAUGCAGCUCAUUGUCUUACCAUGCAUGUGUCUGCUGGACUUUGAUCUGUUUUCACAGUGUAACUUGUAGAACCAAGAUGUGAAACACAUGCACAGGAUUAGACUGUCUUGACACAGGAAACUUGCUUAGAACUCAUCAUUUUCUUGAAGGUAGAAAGUUUUUGUGCUACCCAACUUAACCCAGAUCGUGGUGUUGGAAGAAAUUCUUGAAGUUGAGUUUAGGCCAAUAACUAGAAGUUCUAGAAAUUGAUCAUUAUUAAUGGGCAGCCGUGGAAAUGUUUGGUGGCCUCCUUUAGGAUCGCUUAGAGAGAAAAUCUCUUCUCAGUUGCUGUUCCUUUUGAGUUCUAAGACUGGAAAAAUGUCAGUUAUCAUUAGAGAUGAAAUAUGCGAAUGGCCAAGUGGGAGAAGAAGGGUACAUAAUUGUUACAAUUAAUUGAAGCUACCACCUCUUAUUUUUUUUACCCCUUCCUGGUUCAAAUGAUUCUGUUACAUGGACUUUGGACCCCACAGGUAUCUACUCUGCUAAUUUAACUAUAAAGCACAUAGUUGUACCUGGUUCUUGCAUCUAAAUUUUCUUGGUAUCAUGUAGUGCGAGGUAGAAAACACAAUACUAGUGGUUCUCCUUUAUAUUGUGGUUUGCUUGCAGGGAAAGAUUGACUACCUAGGAUAGACUGCAUUCAGGGGUUAUGGAGAUUAAUCCAAUCUGUAGGUGUGCAUGAGUAAGUAGGGAACUAUAAAUGAUCUGUUUUUCCUGUGUCCCUAUUCAGCACAAAUUUGGGAAGCUGUGCAAAGGAAAUGUUCGUUGUUUAGGCAGGCUGGUGAUUGGGAUGUUAAAUUUGGAUGGAUGAUCAAACAUGCUGCUCAGAAGUCUUUUUUUGGUAGUCUUCAUCAACUAGCUUUUGCUGCAACAGUAUAUCACCUAUGUGUAGGGGAACAACCAAAUAUUGGUCAUGGUGCUCAAGGACAUGCAUGGAUCAUAGCAGGUUGAAAGAAUAUAUUAAAAAGAAGCAGAAGAUAUUCAGCUUCAAAUGGAAGUGAAUUUUCUUACUUUGUACUUUCCGGAGUUAAGUUUCCCUGAGUUGAUUUUGUUAGCUGAUUUUUUUGAUACUCAAUAUACCUGUAAAGUUAUAUAGACCUGUACAUAGCUUAGCUGGUAUUGGCUUUUUUUUUUUUCUUUUUAAAAGUAUAGGUUAAAAUGUAAAAUUACAGUUAUUCCUUGACUGGUAUGUAUGUUCCUUGACUUGUGCAAGUUUCUGAGGAUCAGUAAUACGAUAAUAAGGC